AUGUUUUGUAUACAAGAGACAGAACCACCACAUGCCGAUCCAUUCGGUAACAAUGAUAAAGAUCCUUUAGGCGCUACAAGCACACAGUCAGAGUCCAGUGAUGAAGAACCUGAAGCAAAACGUCUUAAAACGACGUACACAAGCCCUUCUCUUAAUCUUAAAGUCUACCAAAUACCGGCUUUCAACCCACCGAAAUCCCUCUCAAUAUACCCAACGACACCCACGUCAAUUCUGCCUAAAUUUGUUAAUAACCCUCUUAACUUAGCCAAUCCUUUAGCGUAUGCCACAAGCAAUCUUCAUGCAAGUAACAUGGUUAAGAGUCUCCAUAGCAGGUAUUCUCUGCCAGCAAAACUGACCAUCACACCGGUGCAAAAACCUCCCACUGAUGGUGAAAUUAUCAGGUAUAAAAAGAAUGGGGAAAUAGCAAAGAAGAGAGGGCCUCCAAAAGGAUAUAAGAGGAAACCAAAAGUAGAUCAACUCUCACAGAGUUUUACCAACGGAGCUUUACUACAGGCGCAAAAUACGAUACUGACAAGCUUACUCGCGGCAACAAACACCACGCUCGCUGGUGUAAUGACACCACCAGCAACAUUGCCACAGCCACAACCGGAAGUUAUACCACAAGUUGUAAUACCACCAGGUGUCGAAGUUGUAGAACUCCACUUGGACCCUGCAGAUUGGUUCCCAGCGGAGCCCUACAAAAUGGUGUUCAGCAGAAAGAAGAAUCCGAAAUGGAAGAACUUUCCCUACAGAUGUGAACAUUGCUUUAAGGGUUACCGGGUUGCGUCAACGCUACUGACCCACGCGGCGGAGAGGCACGGCUCGGUGCCCAAAGACGUGGCGAUCCCGUGUCCCUGCUGUCCGCACGUGUCCACUCGCCGCAAGCAACACAAGAAGCACCUGGAGACGCAUGAGGGCAAACGCCACAGAAUAUUCUGCCUCUACUGUUUACCACCACCGAAUGCCUCUGAACCGUAUGUGAAAGAGUCUGAAAAGUACCCAUUCGACAAGUUUCCUCAAUUCUGGUACGCGUCGGAGGAGUCUUUACGUCUACACAAAAAGCGGAAACACCCCUACGCUGCCAUGUUCAACUAUAAUUGGUUCUGUUCAUGGGGCGACAGUAUUCCUAAUAGUUAA
Molecule: messenger RNA, 1137 nt
Organism: Parnassius mnemosyne (clouded apollo)
Lineage: Eukaryota; Metazoa; Arthropoda; Insecta; Lepidoptera; Papilionidae
Source: the annotation of a GenBank genome assembly